Molecule: messenger RNA, 1760 nt
Organism: Annulohypoxylon truncatum
Lineage: Eukaryota; Fungi; Ascomycota; Sordariomycetes; Xylariales; Hypoxylaceae
Product: FAD dependent oxidoreductase
Exons: 3
Coding region: 230-1546 (438 amino acids)
Molecular function (GO): saccharopine oxidase activity; flavin adenine dinucleotide binding; sarcosine oxidase activity
Source: RefSeq, a predicted model, not a curated record
ACGCAAAUUGUCCUUAGAAAGUGGACGCUCCGGUGCCGGCACUCGGUAGAUUUCAGCAUUUAUUCUAUCAGUCGAUAUGUAAUUAAUUAUCGACAUGCGCGUCUGACAGUAACUGCGCGUUCGGCCCCGCUUCCGAGUGUGGAGGAUUUAGUCUCCUCUCCUCUUUAUCUCUCGGCAUAGAUCCCGGGGUUAAUGUGCUGGUCAGUUUCAAUUUCACUAGACGAGGUCCAUGAUGGCAAUUUCAAAGCAAGAUCGUAUUAUUAUUGUAGGCGCAGGAGCUUUCGGCCUCUCAACUGCUCUACACCUUUCCCAGAAUGGCUACUCCGAUAUUACAGUAUUUGAACAGGAUGAUGAGAUACCUUCAAUGUAUUCGGCGGCAAAUGAUUUAAAUAAGAUCAUUCGGGCUGAGUACGAAGAUCCCUUCUACACGGAUUUGACUAUAGAAGCCACAGAAGCUUGGAAGACGCCCCUUUUCCGGCCAUACUACCACAGAGUGGGCUUCUUACAUUGCGUUUCCGAGAAAGCUGAGCCAAAAGCUGUGGACACCUUGAACAGGUUUCGAGCGUCUGCUGAGGCAGACCCUCGGUUAGCCAAACAUGUUGUCCCGCUUAACUCUCGAGAAGACAUCCAAGACGCAUCCUGGCAGUUGACUGGCUCGCUCCCUGGUUGGAAAGGUUACUUCAACCGUUACGAUGGCUACAUGCACUCCGCCGAUGCUCUUAGGGGGGUCCACAGAGCUACCCAGGCUCAAGGAGUCAAAUUCUUCCUCGGCAAAAUCUCCGGUGCUGUAGAAGCCGUAGUAUAUGAGCAGACUCCGAAUGGUAAAAAGAGUAAAGGAAUCAGGACGAAAGACGGCAAGUUCCAUGCGGCCGCGUUGGUCAUCAUUGCUGCUGGUGCUGCUGCCGCCAAAUUAAUACCUGAAGUCGGCCAAAGCGUCGUUGCCAAGUCUUGGUCUGUCGCUCACGUCCACCUGACCGACGAGGAGACAUCGGCGCUUCGCGGUAUUCCCGUCGUCUAUGCUCGGGACCUCGGGUUUUUCUUCGAGCCGGACCCGAAGACCAACCUUCUUAAGCUGUGCCCGAUGGGCGGAGGGUUUAUCAACACCGACAAAGACACGGGAGUCUCGCUACCUCCGGAAUCGAGGAGCGCUAGCUUGGAUUUCCUGCCCGAAGUGGACGAGGCUAAACUCCGGGAGCUUCUGCGCCAGACUCUACCUUGGCUCGCAGACAGACCUUUCGUUAGGAGAUCUCUCUGCUGGUUUGCCGACACUUCGGACUCUGACUUCAUCGUGGAUUACGUGCCGGACACAUCGGACUCCGUUGUCGUAUUUUCCGGUGAUUCGGGGCACGGUUUCAAGAUGUUCCCGAUUGUUGGAAAGUGGAUUGUAGAUCUCCUAGCAUCGUCGACCGGCCAGAGUAAUGCGAGAUGGCGAUGGAAGACUCCAAAGCCCAAGAGCGGAGGAGACUGGGGCGCUGAUGUGAGCUGGCGUAUCGGAAACACGACGGAGUUCCGCGAUAUAAAACGGGCGAGAGAUCAUAAAUUGUAAUCGUAAUCUUAGCGUGUCGUUGGAUAAUUCAUGCCGUAUCAGAUGGUCAUCAGCCUUAGAUCAUCAAUAUCAUAGUUCUAAUUCUCGCUUGCGAAUCCGAAACUGGGCAUGCAUGAUUGACGGGAUAAAGUCGACAAGCUAGGAAGACCUUGUGACGAGAGUCAGUACAUCAGACCGAUGAUACUGGAGGCGGUGUUGUGCUUCUCUACCAGAC